Pseudophryne corroboree (corroboree frog) is the source of this 479-nucleotide messenger RNA. Its product is annotated as cytochrome b-c1 complex subunit 8. The coding region runs from base 116 to 364 and encodes 82 amino acids. Gene Ontology annotation, biological process: mitochondrial electron transport, ubiquinol to cytochrome c. The record is from RefSeq and is a predicted model, not a curated record. The transcript has 3 exons. NCBI's taxonomy places the organism in Eukaryota, Metazoa, Chordata, Amphibia, Anura, Myobatrachidae.
UUGCACUGACAGCAGGAUAUGAUGAUGUGCGGGGAGCGGAACAGGAAGAGACGCAGCGAACCAACCGCAGCAGUAGGUGACCUGAGCUUGGCAUUGGACAGGGACAAGAUAAAUCAUGGGGCGACACUUCGGAGACCUUGCAAAAGUCCGUCAUAUCAUCACCUUCACCUUGUCCCCAUUUGAACAGAGAUCGUUUGCGAACGCCAUAUCCAAGGGGAUCCCCAAUGUGUGGCGGAGGUUCAGCUCAAAUGCGCUCACAGUGCUGCCACCCUUUUUUUUGGCAUAUUUAGUGUAUAAUUGGGGAACACGAGAACAUCUGAGACUUAAGAAGAAGGACCCCUCUGUGUAUGACAAUGACCAGUAAAGCAGCCAGAACUGGGGCAUUACACACCGCCUGUGACUCUUCCCUUGUACUGUCUAAAGGAAUAUUUAUUGGGAUGUGUAAUAACUUUCCUCAUAAUAAAGAUGUUUCACACUGA